UAAGAAUCCAGUCACAUCAACUGGUGCUCGGUUGACAUCGGAAAUUACAGGAAAAAUCGACACUUUAUUUACCAUGGAUUGCAUGUUUAACCGUUGAUAUUAAUUUUAUGCAACUAUCUGAGGAUAUGUAGGUACCGAUGACUUUCAAUUCUUAAAAAAAAAAUUUCUCACCGACGAUUUCAAAAUGAGCAAUGACGUGCAUAAGAAAUUGAAAAGCUUUGAUUGGUUUUGUGGAAAAUGUGGAACAGCGGGUCCAACUGACCAGAUGCCAUAUCUUCACUUGUACAUGGUCGUUGAUUACGCUAACGGAAUAACUGAUCAUAAUACGAAACAAGAAAUCAACGAGAAAUUUUGUUGGCAAGCUUCAAAGUACAUCGAAUUCCGACCAAACGACCCGUCAAAGGUGUGGAAGAUUCGACCUCUAUCCAACAAGCGACUCGAAGUGGAACGCGAUGAUAUUCCUUACAUGCGAUCCAGUGGCAAUGUUCCGCAUGAAAGAUGGAAAACAAUACGCGUUGAGCUGUUUCCACGUUGGUUAUGAAAUUGGCCGGAUACGGAACGAUGACGUUAACCCGUUUUUGGCAAUUCAAUAUGAAAUUGAAGUAAACAGAAAUGCCACUCAGCGAUUUAUGGAAGAAAAUAAAUAUUAUCUCUCAGAUGAUGACGAAGUUGUUGGUAAUUUUUCCCAUUUUGAUUUUGGACGUGAAACUGAUAUCAUGGCCAUCAAAGUUGAUGAAGUUAAAAUGGAAAAUAUUUCAGAUGAAAUGGAGAACUAUUCUCAUGACGUAUUUUCGAGGCUUUUUCUUAGAAAGCAUUGUGGUGAAAAAAGCAUUGUUCAAAAAGCUCAAGAAAUCUUUGGAAGCAUUGAGGAUCUAAUGUUUAAUUUUGAUGACGACGACGGAAAACCCGUAUUUUGUAACGCAGUGUUGGUAAAAAGUGAUGUUAAGUUUCUAAUGGACGGAGAUUCAGGAUCUCUUGUGUAUUUUUGUGAUGAUGAAAACAAGAAAAAAGGACCUUUUGCAUAUGGUGUUGCUGAAUUGAGGAAGAAAGACCAAAACGGAAAAGUGGAGACGUUCUACAUUUGCUUGAGAUUAAAAGAUGGUUUGGAAAAAUUGGAACUUACGGAAAAAAAGCCGUAAAAUUGAAUGAAUUCCUUAGAUUGUUUAAUAUCCCAAUUUCAUUCCCAAGCAAUUUUUCCUGCAAAAUAAUUACCUUCUAUGUAACCGUAAGUAACCUCUGUUAUAAUUUUGUAGUUUGUCAUUGUCCAUUGAAAAUCAACUGCCCCUUCGUCAAAGAAAUAGUCUUUAAGAGCAUUUCUGAUUUGUCUUGCAUGAAUUGAUGAUGGGCGGGCACUGGCAUUUGGCUGGAUGUCACAUACUUCAUUUUCAUCGCCUAAUUGUGUUCUCCAAGAACCAUUCACAACAUUUCCUUCCCUGACCCUGUCCUUCUGACUAAUCAAAAGGUUAUGCAAUGCCAUACAGGCCCUCACCACCUGCAUUGCAUUUGGAACAUCCAACUCCAAUGUUCUCAAAAGACAUCUGAAUUGACUACACAUCAAUACAAAUGCAUUUUCGACAAUUCUUUGUGCUCGUGAAAGUCUAUAGUUAAAAACUUUCUCAUCACCUAUUGCAGUCUGGUGUGGAUAUGGUUUCAUUAGAUUUUCAUUCAAAGCAAAUGCCUCAUCUCCAAGCAGAAAGUAAGGUAUAGGCAAUAAUGUAUCUCUUAGUUCUUCAGCUUGUGGGAAAUAGCAUGUCUUGCAUAUGUUUUUAAGGUGACUGUCUUUAAAAAUUCUUCCAUCUGACUGGUUGCCAGGGGCUUCAAGAUCAAAUGAGAUGAAUUUAGCAUUUUCAUCUUCAAUAGCUAAGAGGACUAUGCUAAAAUGUUUUUUAUAGUUAAAGUACUCAGACGCUGAGUUUGGAGGUGCAUACAAGUUGAUAUGUUUACCAUCAAUGUUGCCAACUGCAUGGGGAAAGUACCAUUUGCACUUAAAUUCAUUGGCAAUGUGUAACCAUUGUUGCUUUGUUGUGGUUGGCUUUAAAUAUUCUUCCUUCAGCACAUUAUACAAAGCUUCACAAACCUCAGGUACAAUUCUUGAAAUAGAUGAAACUGAUAUUCUGAAAUUGUACAUCAAAUCUUUGUAUGAGCAUCCUGAUGCUAAGAACUUUAAUGUUACACACAAGCGAUCAAGAACAGAUAUAGCAUCUCUCAUAGUGGUGUUUUUCUUUGCUAUGAAUGGUGUUAGCUUUUCACAUAGCUCAUCAAACAAAAUGGAACCCAUCCUUAAAAGUAGUAAAGAUUAUAAUUUGUAAAUAAAAGUAAAGAAAAUAAGAAAAUUUCAUUAUUAAAAAAAGAACGUAAAAUAUGAAUUGAUUGUACAAUCCACUGACUAGCUUAAUUUUGAAGAGUGCAUGAAUAAAAAGACUAUCACAUUUCUUUACUUACCGAAACAAAUUUCUAAAUACAUCAUGGUCAGUCA
Molecule: messenger RNA, 2476 nt
Organism: Xenia sp. Carnegie-2017
Lineage: Eukaryota; Metazoa; Cnidaria; Anthozoa; Malacalcyonacea; Xeniidae
Exons: 2
Coding region: 453-1139 (228 amino acids)
Source: RefSeq, a predicted model, not a curated record